GAGAGAGUUUGCUCUCUGUUUGGCUACUUCUGACACGCCUUGAUUCGUCGAAUCCCUACCCGUCUGUUUUUUUUUUUAUUCUUUAUAAAGUGAGGAUUUAGAGAGCUUGUUGAGAAGUAUUCUUGGAAGAGCUAGAGAAGCUCGAUCGAGUUCUUUCUGAAGUGUUGGAAUGGAGAUCUACGUCGCCGGCGAGGCUCAGCUGCCGCCGGGCUUCCGAUUUCACCCCACCGACGAAGAGCUCAUCAUGCGUUACCUCCUCAAGAAAGUGCUCGACGGCAACUUCGCCGGACGCGCCAUCGCCGAGAUCGACCUCAACAAAUGCGAGCCAUGGGAGCUCCCUGAGAAGGCGAAGAUGGGGGAGAAGGAAUGGUACUUCUUUAGCCUUCGAGACCGGAAGUACCCCACCGGACUGCGGACCAACCGGGCCACAGACGCCGGUUACUGGAAGGCGACGGGGAAGGACCGUGAAAUCUACAGCUCGAAGACGAUGUCGCUGGUGGGGAUGAAGAAGACGCUGGUGUUCUACAGAGGGAGAGCUCCGAAGGGGGAGAAGAGCAACUGGGUCAUGCACGAGUACCGGCUCGAAGGCAAGUUCGCCUACCAUUUCUUGUCGGCAUCUUCCAAGGACGAGUGGGUGGUUUCCCGCGUGUUUCAGAAGUGCGGCGGUGGUGGAGGAAGCGGCGGGAAGAAGGCCCGCCUCGCGCUCGCCGACCAGGGAUGCGGAAUGAAGGGCCCUGACCGCGAGAGUUGCGGCUCCUAUAGCAACGCCUCUGAGAGAGAGGCGGCGCACGUGCCCUGCUUCUCCACCACCACUAUCUCCGCCGCCUCUACCGGCAUGGACCUCCACUUCCCACCGCCUCCUUCGGCGAUUCCUCCGACAGGCUUCUCAAGCCUCAGGUCGCUGCAGAAUAAGCUUUACCUGCCGGUCUUCUUCUCUGAUGCGACCGCGUCGGCGGCGCUGGAGGCGCCGCAGUCAGCAAUCGCGGAGACGGAAUUCGAUCGGGCGUCGCAGGCUGACGCAGCGGUGCGCGCCCACCCGAUGCCGGUAGGGUCCACUGAACUAGAUUGCAUUUGGAGUUUCUAA
Zingiber officinale is the source of this 1084-nucleotide messenger RNA. RefSeq names its product protein CUP-SHAPED COTYLEDON 2-like. Bases 170 to 1084 code for a protein of 304 amino acids. NCBI's taxonomy places the organism in Eukaryota, Viridiplantae, Streptophyta, Magnoliopsida, Zingiberales, Zingiberaceae. Gene Ontology annotation, biological process: regulation of DNA-templated transcription. Gene Ontology annotation, molecular function: DNA binding. The record is from RefSeq and is a predicted model, not a curated record. The transcript is spliced from 4 exons.